Messenger RNA from Vicia villosa (hairy vetch), 2729 nucleotides. Its product is annotated as AP2-like ethylene-responsive transcription factor ANT. Gene Ontology annotation, biological process: regulation of DNA-templated transcription. Gene Ontology annotation, molecular function: DNA-binding transcription factor activity; DNA binding. The record is from RefSeq and is a predicted model, not a curated record. Bases 492 to 2486 code for a protein of 664 amino acids. The transcript is spliced from 9 exons. Lineage: Eukaryota; Viridiplantae; Streptophyta; Magnoliopsida; Fabales; Fabaceae.
CAUUCUCAUCAUCAUCAUCAUCAUCUCUCUCAUCAUUUUUUAUACAUAAACCUUUCAUUCUUCAAAGUUUAACAAACAAAAUCCUUAACUAGUGUGUGUUUAAUGUUUUUAUUAAACUAAACAAGAAAAACAAAAAACAAGAGAGAUAGAUUCAAAGAAUACGUGGUCUUUUUCUCAUAACACAGAUCCCUAUGGAAUGAAGUGGGUGCUCCCCACCCAACAUUGUUACUCACUUUGCUUCCCGUUUAUUCAUUCUUUUUGUUUUCUUUAAAGACACCACUUUUUCUUCACUCACACACACAUGUUUCUCUUAUAAACAAACCUCUUCACAACCCUCUCACUUCAUGCAGAUACAUUUUUUUUUCUCAACAUGACUAGUUUAUUUUCUGAAAGCAAUCAUUGAUUUUGCAAUCUUGUUUCUGAGAAUUUCAAUAGAUUCUGUUGUUAGGUAGAAGAAGCAAAGUUCAAACCUUUUUCAAGAUAAAAACAAGAUGAAGUCCAUGAAUGACAGUAGUAAUAACAACAACAACUCUGAUGACAGAAACAAUAAUCAUAACAACAAUAACAACAACUGGUUGGGUUUCUCACUCUCACCCCAUCAUCAUCAUCAUUACCAACAAACCCAAACUUCUUCAGUUUCCAACACUGUUCCUGUUCCCACUGCUUUCUAUUUAUCCCCUUCUCAUUUCACCAACUCACCUAUCUGCUAUGGUGUUCCUGAAAAUCAUAACUUUCAUUCAUCUUUGUCUGUUAUGCCUCUUAAAUCAGAUGGCUCUCUUUGUAUCAUGGAAGCUCUCGGUAGAUCACAAUCACAAGUGAUUGUGUCAUCUUCAUCUCCAAAACUUGAAGACUUUCUAGGUGGUGCAACAAUGGGAACUCAUGAUGAAUAUGGUAGCCAUGAGAGAGAUGCAGCAAUGGCCUUAAGCUUAGACAGCAUUUACUACAAUAACCAACAAAAUGCAGAUCCUCAUCAACAACAACAAAGCCACAUGACAUCACAUCCUUACUAUGCAGCACUUGGUUUCCAUGGCAUGUUUCAAUCACCAUUAGAGGUAGAAUCAAAAGAAACAACAAACCAUGUUGAUGUUUGUAGCUCCCAAUCCCAUAUUCCUCAAAACUGGUUCUCUCAAAGAGACUAUUCUUCUGCUUCUCAUGCUUCUCAUGUUUCUCAGUCUCUUGAGCAACAAAUGAACACAAACAUGGGAAACAACAAUGGUGGUGGUGGUUCUAUUGUUGGUGGUUCUGUUGGGUGUGGUGAGUUACAAUCUCUGAGCCUAUCAAUGAGUCCUGGCUCUCAAUCCAGCUGUGUGACUGCUCCUACACAGAUCUCACCUUCUGGAACUGAAUCAGUAACCAUGGAAGCUAAGAAAAGAGGUGCUGCUAAGCUUGGACAGAAGCAACCUGUUCAUAGAAAAUCCAUAGACACUUUUGGACAGAGAACUUCACAGUAUAGAGGUGUCACUAGGCAUAGAUGGACUGGUAGAUAUGAAGCACAUUUAUGGGAUAACAGUUGCAAGAAAGAAGGUCAAACAAGAAAAGGAAGACAAGUUUAUUUGGGAGGUUAUGAUAUGGAAGAGAAAGCAGCAAGAGCUUAUGAUCAAGCAGCACUUAAAUAUUGGGGUCCUUCAACUCAUAUAAACUUCCCACUAGAAAAUUAUCAAACUCAACUUGAGGAAAUGAAGAACAUGACAAGGCAAGAAUAUGUUGCACAUUUGAGAAGAAAAAGCAGUGGAUUUUCCAGGGGUGCUUCAAUGUACAGAGGAGUGACAAGACACCACCAACAUGGUAGGUGGCAAGCAAGGAUUGGAAGAGUUGCUGGUAACAAAGAUCUUUAUCUUGGAACAUUCAGCACUCAAGAGGAAGCAGCAGAAGCAUAUGAUGUAGCAGCAAUAAAAUUCCGUGGUGCGAAUGCGGUUACGAAUUUCGAUAUAUCUAAAUACGAUGUCGAAAAAAUUAUGGCUAGCAAUACUCUUCUGUCUGGUGAGCAUGCAAGAAGAAUCAAACAAAAUGUUCCUAGAACCGAUGUUCACGAAUGUAACGAUACAAAUACAAACGCAACGAGCCAGAACAUCGGAGAAACUGAUCAAGCGCGAAACAGCAAUGAAAGUACUGAUUCUAAAUGGAAGAUGGUGUCAAAUGGUUGUGACCAAAAGAACUCUGCUGGAAAUUAUAAGAAUUCUGAUUUUUCGAUGUCUUUACAAGACCUAGUUGGUAUUGAGUCAGUUGGUUUGGAUGAUUCGACAAAGAUCGGUAAUCAUUUCUCGAAUCCGUCUUCAUUGGUGACAAGCUUAAGCUCUUCUAGAGAAGCUAGUCCUGAAAAAACUGCUCCUUCUCAGCUCUUUCCAAAGCCUUCAAUGGAAACAAAGAUUGAUUCUAACAUUGGUGUUAGUUCUUGGUUUCCUUCACAAGUAACAACUCAAAUGAGACCAACUUCUUCUAUCAAUUUGUCACAUUUUCCUGUUUUUGCUGCAUGGAAUGAUGCUUAGGAAAAAAGGGUAAAAAGGGAAACAAAAUUAUCUUAUGAAAAAUCAUAUAUUAGGGGGGGAUUAAUUAAUUAAUGAAUGAAUGUUAGCUUUUUUUAUUUUCUUUAUGUAACACAAGCAUAGCUUUUUGGCUAUAUAUUGUUGGAAUCAAUCAAUGGAAUGAAUGAGAAUAUUCAUAUUGGAGGGAAAGAAUUAACUAAAGUUAACACUAAUGAUUAAAUUCUAUAUGAAAUGAUGUUUGACAAA